UCAUGGGCCUAGCACGAGUGAGCCGUCAACCGGCUUCCUUGUAUGUUCUCGAUAGACAUGCGUACGAUUCUUUUCUCGAUGAAACUUAAUCGUUACAUGUUCGUUUAGAACAAUUUUAUAAAACUUAAUUUAUUAAAUUUAACAAUUAAACCAUGUAUUUUUCAAAUUUGUUUAAUAUAAUUUUAGUGUGCUCAGUGCUCUCGGUCAUCUUCAUACCAAAUAUUGGAGGUUCGGAAGAUGGCAAGAAAUCUAAGAGCGCCAGAGCGUUGGAGACGCGAGACGCCGGAGGAGACGACGAUGCGGACGGUUUGGACCAAAGAGAUAAACUCGAGGACGAUGACGAGGAAACGACCAAAGUACCGCCGGGAUUUCUGAGUCCGUCCGUGAGGGAAUACUUGGAACUAGGAAGGUCGAUUCCAGGCAAGCCAGGCACGGACUACCCGGUACUGGCCGUGGUGCCGUACACCGACUUCUAUUGCGACGACCAACCGUACCCGGGCUUCUUCGCGGACGUGGACACCAGGUGCCAGGCCUGGCACUAUUGUGACAUCGACGGACGGCAGGCGUCGUUCCUGUGCCCGAACGGCACGCAGUUCAGCCAGGCCGUGUUCGUGUGCGACUGGUGGUUCAACGUGCGGUGCGAUCUCAGCAAGGAGCUGUACCACAUCAACGAGCGACUGUACCGGACCACGCCGCGACCGGACAGGCCGCACAGAGUGCUCACCAAGGAGCUGCUCGACCAGAUAUUCCUCUGAUCGGCCACCACACCAUUUAUAUACAUAUCAUAAUUGUGUUUAACGCCUAUAUAUAUAUAUAUAAGUACAGGAUUUACGAUUUAUACUUUUUAAAUACGCGAUAUAACAAGAAGUUCGCGGUUGUUCGAUUGAUAAGUAAACUAAGUGUAUCUAGAAGAUAUAAGGCAAAUUUAAAUGUAAUUUCCGUAAAUAAAACUGUCAAAUUUGUCAGAUGCCCCUCCCCCCAUGCAUCACACUCGGAGCGACGUCUUUACUCUCCGAAAUACUAUCGUUAUCUCAUUUAAAUAACGUAACAGUUUUUCUGAUAAUUUUUUUUAUGUACUUAUAUAUAAUUAUGCUCGUAAUUAUCCGAUAAUAGCUGAAACUAGAAAAGAUUAGGUAAGCGGCUUAUAUAAAUAAGCGCGUAAACGCUCAAUUUGGUUUUGCUCCCGCGUAAAAUUUUGAAAUAUAUAUACUAUAAAUCAAGUAAACUUUAGAAAGUGACCAUGGUGCCUGCGGCUUUAUACAGCAACCUGUCAACAGAACGUCCACUGCCACCGCAAACAUAUGAUGUUAUAAUAUCGAUAAUCGACAAGACCUUUGACGUACAUAUUUUCUAGAAAACCGCGUACGCCCAUAGCGAUAUCAUUUUUAUAGCCCGCGACCGUCACACGACUAAAACCGAAUAAAAUUUAAUUUGCACAUAUUUUUAUGUGCAUAAUACGCUAUAAUGCUAUAUAAUAGUGCAUUACACACCGCGGCGAGUGACCCCAUAUCGUGACGACAACCGCCCACCAAGCGAACGGCGGUUGACAUCCCAACCGGGGGGGUCCACGCCACUCAUAUCGCCUAUAUGUAAUAUACUAACAUGAUAUUAAAUGUCAGCUAUAGGUUCACGAAAUACUAUCACACUGCGACCGAGAUAAUAUUAUAAUUUUUGCAACCGAAAGUUUUAUACCUACAACUAAAAUAUUAUAAAAUAUAUUAUAUUGCAGGUCUGCAGGAGUCGACAAUAUUAUAUACACUACAUAAACACUCCGUUCGCGAUAAUCUUUCCAACUAGGUAUAAUAAUAUAAUACGAUCGGAAAAAAACUUACGAUCUGCGCGGUUCAUAAAAGAAUAUUGUUAUACGCACGUUAAAGAGAAUAAUCGUUUCAACUACAGACAGUACCUCUACAUGGACACACCACAUUAGUGUUGUAUGUAAAUCGGACGCUCGCGCAUACCGCGUUUGCAUCAUUUGUUGUACAAUAAGACGCGUACCUACUUACGUAUAUAUAAUACUAUUGUCUUAAGGUCACCGCUUGUAAAUAUAUUCGUUUUGUAGGCUACAGAAACUAUACAUGUGUAAAUAAUACAGCAACUACAUGCGUAAAUAAUUAUCGUCAUAUUUCUAAGCUAAUAACGAUUUCCAGAAUGAUUGCAUUUAAAUCGUUACAAUAUAAAUCUAUAUUCAUAUUAUACCUACUUAACAUAUUAUAUGGACGUUACACACAUUAUGUGCGCAAUUAUUGUUAGGUCGAUGACUAUAUUAUAAUUUAAUAUUUAUAACAUGUCAUAUUAUAUAUAUAUAUUUUUUUAAAUGUCUAUUAUCUAAUAGGAAAAUCGCCUUUCUAGAUAGGUGACAUAUUAUAUCUUUAUACAACUUGUUUUUUUUUUACCCCAUUUUAUAUAUAUUAACUAUACCAUAUUAUAUUUAUUAUUUAAGUACUUAAUUAAUAAUUUAAACGAGGAAUCCACCGAACACUAUAUUUUAAUGAGAAAUAUAAAUAUUUUUGUGAUUAUAUAUAGGAUGUUAUAAACAUAAUAUUUUAAAAUAUAUGUAUUUCAUAUAGGUAAAACAAUAAUUAAUACAUAUAAAACACAUUGUAUGAAAGAAUUUUCUUUUGUUUAUUCAAAACUAGAUAUUUAAAAAAAAGGUUAUUGCUGGGUAAAUGCUAAAUGCUAAAUAAAUUAUAAUCGACAGACAGAUAUAAUAGAUUUAAUCCCUACGAUAUUACACCAGAUUUUAGUGCAAUUAACAAUAUAUGAUUUAAUUAUUAUUAUAUUACGUAACUACAUGUCGAACAAAGUAUGUUAUUCAUUAUUCAAUAUAUCAAAAUAAUGUAUAAUGUAUCAAAUACAUGUUACACAAACAUACAACAUAUAAAAUGUUCAGUUAUUUAUUUAACAUUUAUGUAAUUAUAUUAUUACUUUAUUUAAAACGGCACAUUUUAAUCGAACGCACCACAAAUUGUAUAGUAUUUAAUAUGCUCAAAUAACAAUAACAUAGUUAUUAAUUUUUACUUGUAUAUUUUCUGUUAAACACGUACAAUUUAGAAAUAAUAUAUAGAUAAUUAUAGUUAGGUAUUUAAGAAUUAUGAUUAUUAAGCACCAACACACAUUUUUUGACUAUUUAAAAAAAACAUUAAAAUUCACUUAACAGAAAAGACGAUUGUAGGACAAUUUCUGAUUUUUGUUAAAAUAUACCUAACGGAAAUAUUAAAUCUUUUAUAUUUGUUUUUGAAAAGUAUACGAAGUUAUUUAAGUUUUCUUGAAACGUCAAGUAUUUAAGUUAUACAACAAAAUAAUAUAUUAUGUAACGUAAAGUAUUUUAUGUUUAAAUAUUAUAAUAUUAUUAUAUAAUAUACCUAAAUCAUAAUAAUAUCUGAAGUUCAAUAACUCAAUCGUAUUAUAAUCGGAGAUAAAUUUCAAAAAAAAAAAGUUAAUUACGUAGAUAAUUAUUAUUAGUGCAUGUAUAAAUCGAACAAAAAUUUAAUUUUUAAGUUUAUUAAACAAUAAUAUAUUGAACUUUCAAUAUUCGAAAUAUUUUAUUUUACAUUUUACAUUUUCACAUUUAUACAUUUUUUAAUUAGGCUUACAUAUAAGUCUAACCGUUUAAGAGUUAGGAUACAUAUAAUAAUGUAAUUUAACGAUUGAACUAAUAAAUUUAAUUUUAUAAGCAGAACGGGGUUUUUAAUGUUGAAAAAUUGUCAAAAGAUAGUAAAAUGUAACGCGAAAUUUGUUAUUUUCGGAGAUAAUUUGUUUUAAAACUAUGUUUAAGUACCUAAAAUUAUGCGAGGAUAGAAACAUCAAAUUUCAAUUAAAAUUGUAUUUAUUUUACUAUACUAAAUGUGAUCGAUUAUCCAUUUUCAGAAUAUUUGUGUACACUACCAUAGACAAUGCUGUGAACCAAAUUAUUAAAUACAUACUAUUAUAUAAUAUAACUAUUUUU
This is a messenger RNA of Metopolophium dirhodum (rose-grain aphid), 3949 nucleotides long. RefSeq lists its product as uncharacterized. Lineage: Eukaryota; Metazoa; Arthropoda; Insecta; Hemiptera; Aphididae. Gene Ontology annotation, molecular function: chitin binding. The transcript is spliced from 3 exons. The record is from RefSeq and is a predicted model, not a curated record. The coding region runs from base 153 to 755 and encodes 200 amino acids. Gene Ontology annotation, cellular component: extracellular region.